This is a messenger RNA of Linum tenue, 1227 nucleotides long. The record is from the annotation of a GenBank genome assembly. Lineage: Eukaryota; Viridiplantae; Streptophyta; Magnoliopsida; Malpighiales; Linaceae.
ACACUAACCCUCCUAGGCUUCCUCCUCUUUCUCAGACGCACCCUCACCUUCCUCGACUGGAUAUGGGCCGCGUUCCUCCGACCGCCAAAGGACCUUAAGGAACAUUACGGCUCAUGGGCCGUACUCACCGGCCCAACCGACGGGAUAGGGAAGGCUCUCGCCUUCGAGCUGGCCUCUAGGGGCCUCAAUCUCGUCCUCGUGGGCCGCAGCCCGUCCAAGCUCCGAGCCACCACGGACGAGAUCUAUCUACAUCUAUCUGUGGAGAUCAGGACGGUCGUGUUGGAUGUCGCGAGAUCGAGAGGAGAAGAGAUAUUGGGCGCGAUACGAAAUGGGAUCGAAGGGCUAGACGUGGGAAUUCUCGUCAACAACGCUGGGGUCGGCUUCCCUCUGCCGAUGUUCUUCCACGAGAUGGACGCGGAGCUGGUGGAACGGUCGUUGAGGGUGAACGUGGAGGCCGCGAGUUGGGUGGCUAAGGCGGUGGUUCCGGCGAUGCUGCGGAAGGGGAGAGGCGCGGUGGUUAACGUUGGUUCGGGUUCGUCCGUCGUCGUGCCUUCGUAUCCUUUGAUGACGGUUUAUGGCGCCACUAAAGCGUAUGUGGCUAUGCUCUCAAGAUGCAUGAGUUGGGAAUAUAAACCGCAUGGGAUUGAUAUCCAAUGUCAGAGAUAGGCGUCAGUGGAUCGAGCAUUAAGAUCUUUGAGAUUAUGGUCCAUCCACUGUCUCAAAGUGUUCAACACUCGAUCCAACGGCUCCCAAUCAUAUCCCGCUUUUUGUGUCAACAAAGAUGACGAGGAUGAGGAGAUCCAGGUUCAUGGUGGCGUCGGCGGAGGAAUAUGCGAGAGCAAGCCUGCGAGGGAUGGGCUACGAGCAACUGUGCUGCCCAUUGUGGACUCAUUCCCUGCAAUGGGCCUUUUUCGCAUCCGUACCCGAUGCCCUUCUCAAUUGGUUUACGUUUCGCUACUUUCUUCAGGUCAGGGAAAGGGGCCUCGCCAAAGCCCAGGCCCGUUCGUAAGAGGCCCGUAUGAGGGGAAAUAAGACAGGCGGGUCCGAUCUCCUAGGUAUAAAAAAAGGGCUGGUGGCAAACUUGGGGUCGUUUGGAGGUUGAGAUUCUUCAAAUAUGUGUAUUCGAUGAAUAAAUGGAUUGUAAAUUCAAAGAUUGUAAGAAUUAGAUGAUUGGAAGAAUGUGUCGUUUGUUUGUAACAAUUCAAAAAUUUGAAGACAAGAAAAAUC